This is a messenger RNA of Cavenderia fasciculata, 1200 nucleotides long. RefSeq lists its product as uncharacterized. Gene Ontology annotation, cellular component: cyclin-dependent protein kinase holoenzyme complex; nucleus; cytoplasm. The record is from RefSeq and is a predicted model, not a curated record. Lineage: Eukaryota; Evosea; Eumycetozoa; Acytosteliales; Cavenderiaceae. The transcript is spliced from 5 exons. Gene Ontology annotation, biological process: regulation of cyclin-dependent protein serine/threonine kinase activity; mitotic cell cycle phase transition. Bases 1 to 1200 code for a protein of 399 amino acids. Gene Ontology annotation, molecular function: cyclin-dependent protein serine/threonine kinase regulator activity.
AUGGAAAAUGAAUGUGUAAAAAUGGUUUGUAGUACUAGUGAUAUGAAUGAAUGUGAGAGUGGAUGGUUGGUGGGUGGAAUCAGAAAAUUAAAUUCCAAUAAUAAUAUGUAUAAUACUCAUCCAACCAAUUUUGGAUAUCAAAUCUCCACACUCCAACCCCAAAGACCAUUAUCAUCAUCAUCAGACAGAGAGUUGCUAAUGAUGAUGAUGGACUGCUUUGGAUUACCAAAUAAUUUUGAAACAUUUUUGGAAACAUUGGAUGCACCGGAAAGAGAUGCAUACAUUACCAGUUUUAUUAGGCCAUCGGAUGAAAUCUAUCGAUUGAAAAAGGAGCAUUCUGAAUUUUACGAAACCACCCGAGCCAAGGAAGUAAAACAGAUGGAACGGAAUCUCAAACACUCCAUAUCACAAGCAUAUAGCACCAUGUAUGACAAGAGUCGAAGCCGAGUCAUUUAUUUUAUUUGGUAUGCUAGCAACCCACUCGAUCUGUACCGUACGACGUUGGAGACAUCGGUCUAUAUCUAUGAUACAUUUCUUGCCCGAAAGGAACUGCCUCGAGAUAAACUCCAACUAGCGGCCAUCACUGCCAUCUAUUUGGCCAUCAAAUCUGAAGAAACUUUUAUAAACACAACCAUUCAAUCGUUGUGUGACUAUGCUGGCAAUGCCUACACCUGCCAGAAUGUCCUCGAGAUGCAACAAGAUAUCCUUGUCACCAUCGAAUGGAACAUACUUCCUAUAACAUGCUCUCACUUUUUAGAUUAUUUAAUGUUGGGUGCCAUGGAAGCAUCCGACUUUCUAAUCAAUGCCCAUAUGGGUCCAAAUCUCACUUUAUGGAUGUCAAAGUUUGAAAAAACUAUUGGUCAAAUUAGUGAUGUAGUAUUAUUUUGUCCACAAAAUUAUAAAACUAUAAAACCAUCAAUUUUGGCAAGUGCAUCAAUUGCAGCUACCAGAAGAAUAUUAAACAUAUUUCCUGUUUGGAAACCCGGUCUCGCUUGGUUAUCGGGAUACGAAAUGACUGAUUUGAAAUCAGUCUAUGAAAACAUUAUCAUCGAUUACCACAAAAAGGUCUAUGACAUUGACUUGGACGUUGAAUCAUACUUUAACAACGAUCCCUAUCCAGCCAUAUUCCUUAAACAAAUCUUAAAACAAAUGGUUCCACCCUCAAUUCACCAUCAUCAACAAUCCAUUUUAGAUCGUUAA